ACUGCGCUCCUAUUAAGAUGGCUUUCCCCAUUUGUAAACAAUAAUAUGAAACUUCGUAAUUUAUGAUUCAUGAAAGAAUCGCUACAAACUACUAACAAAAUAUUUUUCUUAAGUAUUUUUAUGUAUCCCAAGACAUAUUUUGUUAUUGGGUACCUGCUAUUUUAUCUAAUUUUUGUUUUAUUUUAUUAAUUUUAAGAGUUCUACAUUCCAUUUACUGGUAAAAAUCGAUUUUUUUUACAUCGUUUGCAUUGGUAACUUUUAAUAUUUUUUAAUGAUAAUGAAGAGAAGUUUAUGAAGUCAAGUGGCUAUUCGCACUCGGCUACCAGUAGUGAGAGUUUGGGAUUAAAAAACGGCUAAUGUGAAGAGAUAGCACCCUGGUUCAGAUAGGGUCAAAACCCAGGUUAAGGAUAAGUUAGUUUAGGGUUCAGGUUAGGUUUUUUAGGGAUAUAGAUGAUUUAGGGUUCAGGCAGGUUAGGCUAGGUACUAGGUUUAAGUUUAGGGAUACAAUUAUUAGAACAUAACUUCGCGGGUUGCGGCAACCAAGGUAAAAAAAACGCGGUGCUAUCUCUUCACAUUUACCUAAAAAACUAUUUAAAAUAAAAAUUGUUGGGGUUGUGAGACAAAAUGAGGUAUCAAAUGAAAGAUACCCAGUAAUUGAAUGGACUAUAUGUUUGUAAACUUUCUUCUUCAGCUUAACUAGGUACUUGAAUAAAAAAUUUUAAAAAAUUGAAAUAGUUUUUUUAAUAACACAGUUAGAGCAAAUUUCAAAUAAUAAAAUGAAACCAGAAUCAACUCUUUAGCUUAAGUACUUUUUGAGCUAUGACUUUUUAAAGUGUAAGUUCGUUUGGUAUUUUUACUAUGGACGAAACCUCCACAUCUUGUGACCUCAUUCCGCUAAUCCCGUCAUGCGCAAUGACUAUAUACUUUAUAUAAGGCAAUGCAUCGCCUUAUCACUAAAAUACUGUUUAGGGUCGACUUAGUUUAAACUUUCAACUUUGGCACAUGUAUAAUUAAUUAAAGCUUUCUCUGACUAAUGGUAUAGUAGUUUUUGCACACGGCAAACUCUUAUGAAUGAAACUCUGAGGUAGUACUACGAUACAGCCAUUAUGCAAGUGGCUGUGAAUGGUUGCCAAUGACAACAUGUUGCACACCAUAAAUUCUGAUCUUUUAUUAUAUGGACUCUACCGGGUUGUUAAAGCUCAAAUUAAAACAUUCCAGUUUAAAUGUCUUCAAAAUGCAUUCUGAAACACAAGUUAUCCAAUAUUUUGAUGUAAAUAGUGGUAAUAAAUUAAUAUUUCCUAAGUAUCUUGCAACUUCCGCCAUUAAAAAGGGGGCAUGGCCCACCCUAUGGCAAAAUUAGGUUGAGCGAACUGCAUGACCUGCUGCGAACGCGUAGAAACAUGUCAUCUUCGUAAGACACAUAUCGCUGUGAAAAUUGGCAUACAUGUAGAUCAAUACAUUCCCCAGAUGCAAAAAAAAUUUGGUAGUGACAAAUCUUUUACUUCGACUUAAUUUUAAUGAUGAAAGUUGCCUUAUAUUUACCAAGGAUUUUCUCAAAGCUGACUGAUUGUAAAUGAAAAAGAAAUUGAUUAAAACGUAGGCCAAGAUGUCUACCUAAUUAUAACGCCGAAAACGGAACUCAAAUAUAUAUCGAAAGUGCUAAUUUAAUAAUAAAUACACACACACAUUGGAAAAUUAAAAACUCAGAUUUUUCUGCACCGAUUUCUAUUUCCAAUGCACAAAAAGUAGUAGUCUCCCUUGUUUCAUCGAAGUAUCUAAGUAUCUAAGCUUAACUAAAAUAAACAGCCACAAAUGACAUCCGAAUAGCAUUUAGUAAAAAUUGCCCGGACAGGCAGUGCCGCCAUUUGCACCCGGGUCCCAUGAGAUCAAUGCUAUAACCAUCCCACGGUUAUUGAAUUGCUAAAUCAUAAAAUAAAACAUUUCCCAAUCGGAUCCUUCAACCCCCGGACGUCUAUUCUAUGUCCUUACCCACUGUCAAAUAUUCCAUGGCAUAUUAAAACUCUUACCUCAUGUCAAAUACUUUCGUUGUAUGCCAGAAUAUUCUUGUUGUCUUGGAUGUCUUAUGAUACAUAUUUCACCUGGCCUUUCGCUCGACUCAGAAUCAACAAAAGGUCCAAUGAACUACACAGUACUUUAUUAUAGAAGAUAAUAAUCACAAUGAUUCAUAUACAUCACUAUACUGCUAUACAAUACAGAAAUCUUGCUUAGAAAAUAUCCACACACUUUCAAUAAUACAAUAUCAGAUCUCAGAUCAGUUAAUUCAUUUUGAGAGCAAUCCAAACUGGACCUCUCAACGCUAAGUAUCUCUCGCACUGUAAACCGUGAACCUAAGACUGCCCGCUAAAAAGAUUCCCUCCCCUUUUAUAACCCCAACAUUUGAUGCCCUCAUAACUCAAACUUGCACUCGCCCGUUAUAUGAAAAACGUUCACCCUGGCUCACUAGCCCCGUUUGUCACCAAUUUAAAACACACAAACUAAAUGGUUAUUUCGUGACCUUGACACCCACCUAUAUUAUUAGCAUCUAUCACAUUGAGACUUUUUCCAUUACUGAUAAUUAAUCUAACACUACCCAUGGUCUUCAUGAAUAAGCCACUUCCACCUGCAAACUAAAAACUCGUUAAUCAAAAACAUUUGUGAUACCCAUUCCCACACUGUCCACCUGGAGUCUCCCUUUUCCACAAGCUAUCAUGUCUUCCCUGUACUACCAUAAAAUCUGCCAAUGUCAGGUUAACAAUUCCCUGAUCUAUUGUAUUUUUGUGCAGUACCUACAUCCAUUAUUCUUCGUCUCCACCCUGGUCAUUUGUGACAUACCCCCACCCUACAGACCGCAUUAUAUGGACCUACAGUGUAUGGACAUCACGACGGGACCUUCAACGCUCGAGAGAGCCCGGUCCUUACACCCCAGUGUAAGCUGAUGCUUCUGAAUCUGACUUAAUGAUCUAUUAUUUUUACAUUACUUUAAUCGUACGAAUAUAUUGCCUUUGGUCUGAGACUGUCAAAAAAUCUGGCCACACCUCGGCUAAAUAGACCAAAACAACCCAAGCAUUUGAUUUACUUUGUAAAUACAUGUUUUAUAUUAAAAGUUCACUUUAAAACCACUGAAAAUAUAUGACAAAACAAUGGGAAACAAUGUAUACAUGUUACAGUGGCCACCGAAGUGUUUUAAUGUAGUUCCAUGAGGUAAAAAUUAUUUUUUUAUAUUAUUUCUGUUGACAUAAUAUGGGACCGCCGUUCUGAGGAGUGCAGUAAAUUCCACCACACCAAUCAUUCACAAAUAACAAAUUUGAAUUGAAGUCAGCCCCUAUUUUUACUUUAGUAUUUGAAUUUGCAGACGUGUCAUGGCAAUGAAGAGGGCGGCAUGUAAAAAGAAAAGUGUAAAAAACACACCUGCUUAAAAAUUAUAAACAUCAGUCUGCGUAAACAUCAACAAAUAACCUUGAAACAUAAACUUUACAACUCUACCUAACCUUGCACAUGCAAAGAUACCACGCCAUGCUUUUUUCAAUGGCCGCCAACUUGGUUGCCACGACCCAUGAAAGGUCACGGGUCGUAGCUACCAAGAUGGCGGCAGUGUAUAGAAAAACUCAUGUCUGCUAAAAUCUUAAAAAUUAUCCCUAAACCUAACCAGGACCCCAAAACUAUCACUUAACCUAACCUGAAAUCUAUCCCUUAACCUAACCUGAACCCUAAGUAUAUCCCUAACCCUAAAACUAAACCUAUACCUUAAGCCUUAAAGCAGGCCUGCACAACAUACGGCCCGCGGGCCGCUUGCCAGCACCGACUUUGCGUCCCGCAAAGUAAAAAAUAUUCUUUAUUCUUAUUAUUUUCUCAACAACCUUUCCCCCCUUUCAUAUUUUCUUUUGGCCCGCACAAUUCCUGUCCUAUUAUCCUAUUUUAUUUUGGCCGGCACAAGUUUUUCAUAAAGUAUUACUGCCCGCCUUAUAUUUUGAAUUGGGCAGGCCUGCCUUAAAGCCUAAAAAUAAGCCUAAAUCUCAAGUAAAAAAACAUGUGUGGCUACAGUUACAUUGUGGCAAGAAAACUAUAAAAAUGAAGAAAAACAAACAAAAUAAGUGUAAAAGAAUGAAAACCGAACUUACUAUUUCAUAGAUUACACUUUAACACACUUUAUUUCAGGUUCCACCGAAAAGAAUAUCCAAAAAAUGUCAGAAAAUCAAUAUGAAACCCAUUUCCAAAUAUGGCUGAAAAAUUAAAAUAUUAUAAUUAACCAAGCAAUAAAAUUUUAAUUCAAAGCAUUCCAUCGUCACAUUAAGGAAAAUUUAAGUCUAGUAACAACAAGUUCAUGAAGUCAGCUGUAGUGUGUGUGUUUUGAAUAGGUGACGAAUGGGAUAGUGAGCGAGAGUGAAUGGUUUUCAUAUCACGGGCGAGUGCAAGUUUGAGUCACGAGAGAAUGGAAUGUUGAUUAUAAAAGGGGAAGGAAUCUUUUGAGGGGGGCAGUCUUAGGUUCACGGUUUACAGUGCGAGAGAUACUUGGAGUUGAGAGGUCCAGUUUGGAUUGCUCUCAAAAUGAAUUAACUGAUCUGAGAUCUGAUAUUGUAUUAUUGAGGGGGACAGUCUUAGGUUCACGGUUUACAGUGCGAGAGAUACUUAGAGUUGAGAGGUCCAAUUUGGAUUGCUCUGAGAUGUAUUAACUGCUCUGAGAUUGUAUUAUUGAAAGUGUGUGGAUAUUUUCUACGCAUGAAUACUGUAUUGUAUAGCAGUAUACUGAUGUCUGUGAACCAUUGUGAUUAUCGUCUAUAAUAUUAUAUAUUACUGUGUAGUAGCUGUGGAUCUUUUGUUGAUUCUAAGUGGAGCGAAGGACCAGGUUAAAUAUGUAUCAUAAGACAUCCUAGACAACAAGAAUAUUCUGGCAUACAAGGAAAGUAAGAAAGUAUUUGACAUGAGGUCAGAGCUUUGAUAUGCCAUACUUGAAAAACAACAAGGGGAUUGAAUCCAAAACAGAAACUUAACAAAAACACAAAAUGACGUUACAACCUAAAUGCUAGGUCAGUAUCUCCAACUCAAGCGUAAAUUAACCCUUAGCCUUAGUCCCCCCUAGCUCAAGUGGAAAUUCACCCCUAAAUUUAGUACCCCCUAAACUUAUGCAUAAAUCCUCAAACCUAAAAUCUAUGACAUAACAUUGAACAUGAACCCUAAAACACAUGUUUGUGUGCUACCUUUACAACUGAGAAAAUUGUAAAUUAAAAUAAAAAGAUUAAAAUAAUUUUUUAAAAUGUUCAAAAUAAUUAAAACCCAACUUACAGUUACAUCAAAUACACUUUUACAAACUUUAUAUAAAUCCAAAAGAUCUCUGAAAUGUCAAAAUCCAUUUUACAAUUUUUAUCAGAUGAUGACCAGUCAAAAUGGUCUUGUUUUGAAAUGUAAUAAUUAACCACCCAAUGAAAUAUUAAUUUAUCAAAGCCAUCAAUCAAAACCAUUCCAUCUGCCUUUUAUAUAAAUGAAGAGAAUAGUAAACUCAAAUAACAAUCAGCGAAUAAACAAAGGGGAGGCUACUCAUCAGAACCUUGGGGGCGAAGUGUAGAUUGUCCUGGCCUUUAUUUUAAUUUUUGAAUUUAACAACAGUUAUUAUUACCCCACCCACUGUCCCUCACCUUGGGACUGAUAGUAUUGUAUUUUAGUUAAUUUAAGAAGCUUCUUUAAAAAAUCAAGAGGCCAUAUUUUAUAUUUUAAAAUAUGAACUAGGCCUAGGAAGUAGGCCUUUAUUACCAAACACUUAACAAUAACAAUUACUGUACUUAAAAAAGAGAGUUUUUCUGGUGUUAUUAAAGCUUCCAAAGUUAUAAGUAAUACCCAGAUAACACCAAGAACUGGUCAUCAAAAAACAAUACAUAGAGAAUUUAAUUAUAAUCAAUGGUGAUUUAACCAGAGUGCAAAUGUAAUAAUAUUUUGUAACAUUACUCUAUCCUGAGUAUAUUUUCUUUAUUUCAAUGAAUGUAGUAUUUCCUUCAUAGUUACUCAAACAAUUUAUCAUUUAUCUGUACUCGACACACUUAUUUUAUACAUGUCUCUGAAAUUUAGUUUUCUUGUUAAAUUCAUUUUUUUUUGUUUAUCCUUUCUCUUCAAGUUUAUCAGAUUAAGUUGCAUUAAAAUCAAGCAUCAGAUACAACCUUCAGCAUGGCAAAUCCCACUAGCUCCUGGGGAGAAUUACCUCAGGUGGCUGAUACAGACUCUGGAAUAGCAGCUCUAGAGAGAGAACAAAUUACAAAACCCAGACCUUUGGAUAUUGAAGGACCUCUGCUUCAUCAGCCAUCUAGUCGACAUCACCCACCGACCAAUGAGUAUGUGUCAAUUAUUUAUCUUCAGUUUCAUCUGGUUUAUUUCAACUAAUCAAAGAAAAAAAGAAAGCACAUAUUUGAAGUCUGUGCAAAGUUUCAACUUUGUACCUUAUUUUAAAGUUUGAUAAAAAAUUAAUGUAAAUGGAAUCGCUUCAUUUUUCUUUAUGGAUGAUCUAUUUAUUUAGCAUCCAUGCUGUAAGUGCACAUUCUCAAAAUAAAUUUACUAUUUAUUUCCUCAGGGUGUUGCCAAGUGAUCACUUUCAAAUGGACCCUCUUGUUAUUCACACUAUACGAUUGAUUCAACACAUCAAGAAACUUCGAGCAGCUAUCGCAGCACUACAACAAGACACAGUAAGCUGUGUGUAUUUCUCUGCCCUGUAAAUUUGUCAACAGAGAAUAAGUUAUGCCAAUUUUCGAAUUGAUAAGGAAUUUGGGAUUAGAAUAAAAAUUGAUCUUUUUAACAUUGAAGGAUGUUAAGCAAUCUUGUAAAGUAUAUCAUGUUGUUGUUUAACCUUUUUAUUAUUGAAUAAAAGAAAAAUGAUUUUAAAAAUAUUUGCGUUUGACCUAUCCUAUAAAAAUUAAUAUUAAAUAAAAGUUACCUGUUUGAGACAGCUAGGGCUGGAGGAUUAUUAAUGAAGACCUACAAUUAAAGUCCCUCUUCUCUUUAAGAAACAAGAAACAGACAUGGGUGUGACCACAGUGGGGCCUAUUCCCCAAUAUGACGGCCCACCCAUCCGAGACAGAUCGAGAAAGAAAUACUUCACAGAAGAUGAAUACCAAAGGUGAGCUUACUCGCACACCUGUGGAGUGGCUGUAAAACAAAUGCUACUAAAUUACUUUGACUAGAAUUUUGCUCAAUACAUUUUUAAACCAUUAUGUUCUAAAAUCAGUGACAGUACUUUAUAAAAAUGUACAAAAAAUAAAUGAAAGCACCAACACGGAUUGGGUAUGUCCUCAAUUUAUGCACUUGAGGAUUAUUUAUUCAGUAGUUAAUGUAAUAUUUUUUUUUUUAAUUUUUAGAAUUUGAAACACAAUUUCAAUCUCACUUCCCAAAAUUCCUUUUCAGUGAUUUCGUUCGAGGUGUAGGCAAAGCUCCAGCACCCAUAGAUGAAGUCACAUGUAGAAAGCUGCUCCGGCGAUCAACUGCAGCAAUAUGUGCUCAUCUUUCUUUCGAUAGUAAGUUUUUAUCAUUUACACUCAUGAUGUAGUAAAUAGAUUAUCUUUUUUUUUCUAUGAUCUGUACAGUUUUUGUCUGGCAAUAUCUACCUCCCCUUUUCUAAUUGGAUCAUAUUUUAAAAAAAAAUUUUUUUUAUUUUCCUAGAUUAUUUCUUUACAGUGGAUACUAAAAUUCAGCUCACCUAUGAUUAACUUGCCCAAAUGGAUCUGUCAUUGUCUUAUUAUUUUUUUUAAACAUGUUUUAGUUUUCUUUGAAGAUUUUAACACAGCUUUUUGAAUGUCACUAAUCUUAACCCUUGGUGCAGUGGGGUAAAUCUGUCAUUUUGUGUUAACUACCAGCCUUAAAUCUGGUCAGGUAUUCAUAACCCGUUCAAUCCUUUCUUCUUUUCUUCAUCUGCCCUCUUAGUAAAUCAUAGAGGCAAAGUCAUACAGUUUACCCAGAACUAGUUAUUUUGUAUCAAUCUCAUGAUUACACUAUAUCGAUCCAACUAAUCAACUUCUUUGACUAAAUUAUCAAGAAUCUUAUACAUUUUUUUAAAAAUGACCUCUUGAUAUGCCUGUCAGGUACCCAUGAAUCAGUAUUAGAGACCCUGUUUUGACCUUAUGAUAUGCCUGUCAGGUACCCAUGAAUCAGUAUUAGAGACCCUGUUUUGACCUUAUGAUAUGCCUGUCAGGUACCCAUGAAUCAGUAUUAGGGACCCUGUUUUGACCUUAUGAUAUGCCUGUCAGGUACCCUUGAAUCAGUAUUAGGGACCCUGUUUUGACCUUAUGAUAUGCCUGUCAGGUACCCAUGAAUCAGUAUUAGGGACCCUGUUUUGACCUUAUGAUAUGCCUGUCAGGUACCCAUGAAUCAGCAUUAGAGACCCUGUUUUGACCUUAUGAUAUGCCUGUCAGGUACCCAUGAAUCAGCAUUAGAGACCCUGUUUUGACCUUAUGAUAUGCCUGUCAGGUACCCAUGAAUCAGUAUUAGAGACCCUGACAGAUGUGUGCCAGGAGUUUUUCAUUCAGUUCACUCGCCACCUAGGAGUUGCAGCUGACAGGAGAGGAGAAUAUGGUCCAGCCGGUUUUCCUGUAAGUUCUUGCUUUGCCCAUUCUUGAAACCAACAUUUAUAAGGAAAAUAAUUUCAGUGUGAUACAUAAAGCAGUCUUCAAAUAAUAAUUAUGCAAAUAAAAGUUUUGGACGGCCGAUGCUAAAAUAUUCUAAAAUGUCAUCAUCAGUUUGUUCUUUGUUUUUCAAUUUUAACUCCAAGACAACCAUGAGACGCAAUGGAUAUCUCUCCACACUUCUUUCUCUGGCUUGCAGUUCACACCAGCUCACUGAAAUUUUGUGUGGUCUUGAAAUAGAGUGCACAGUUCAUUUAUUUAAAUUUAAUACCUCAUUAAAUUUUUAUUAAAUUAAUGUGCUCUAGCAUAAUAUCUUUAAAUUUAAUGUUAAAUUCACACGCAAACUGUCAAAGUGGUAGAUGGCUGCAGCUUAGCUUUCUCUUGAACAUAAUCAAAUGUGUGGAACCCCCCCCCCCCCUUUUUUUUGUGUGUUGACAUUCUACAUUUUCAGGACAUCAUUGAGCGUGUCUUCCAUGAAAUGGGUCUUGGCAGUGUGACCUGUAUACACGACUUCUACCAGAUGCGCAUCCUGGCCUACCGCCAAAAGCUGGAGGACCAGUGUCAGACCUUGAUGUCAGAGUACAACAGACUCAGCAAACAGCCGGUCACCGUAAAGCAAGGCCCCCUGUCUCCAGCCAGUUCAGACACGUUGCAUGUGAUACGGUCAGUGCCUUCAAUAAGAUUUUAUGGAAAGACCUUAUCUUACUUUGUGUUGUUGCAAUGAUGAACUACAUAAACAAAUAUUAGCAGACGGAGGCUCCAGGCUCUUAUUGUCACCCAACUUUAACCUCUAGUUUGCUCUGCCGUAACGCUAGCUAUGUGGUACAUUUGGAAAAUAAUGACCAAAGUCAUUACCCCCAGCCUCAUGUAUUACACAUAGGGGCAAGUCCUAUUGGAUGCCCCUCCCUUUUCUAGAACCUAGCCUUCAAAUUCUUAUGAGGACUGGAGUAGAUACAUUUAAAACCUCACCCUACUCCUUUAUCUCUCCCCCAUGCCUUAGAUCAGCUUAAAAGUGGGUUUGUUGGUUUGCUCCCAGAGCUAAUGUCCUGGGGGCUGGGAUGAAACUGAUUUCCCAGCAACAUUCACUUCAUUAACAGUGUGUAGUUUCUUUCAUGUUCGCCCAUCAAAUUUAUUAGCUGUUGUCAUGUUUCCUAACCUAUGCCUAACAUGAAAAGCUAUGAUUAAAUUAACUUAUGUUAAGAUACUGUCCUAGACCAAGUCACAGAAUUCAUAGCAGGGGAUUAGCUGUUAAAUAGCAUUACAAGCUUGAACUGCUUUGUGAUGUCAGACUUGUCUGUUUGACAAAACUCUCUCCCUAUAAUUAAAAAAAAACCAAUUAUUUUUGUAAUGAAAUAAGUUUUCCUCUUGUUCAGAAUUAAGGAAGAGUCCAGUGCUGAAAUACAGUUUCCUCUUCUGGAUGAGAAUGAUGAGGUCAAUGAAGCUGAACAGCUCCUCAACAUAGAGAGUAAGUGUAGAAUUCAUAAAUCAUAGAGAGAAAGUGUAUAAUUCAUAAUUAUACUUUGGCUCAUAAGUUUGAUGUCCUAAAUGAAUAAUUCCUCUUUAGUAUAAUUAGGAAAUGCUGGUCAUAAUAUUUUCAAUCUGGGUGGAAUGGACUCAGCACGGCAAGACAGCAGCUGCUAUUCUUAAGAGAGGAGGUGGGGGAGAGGAGGAAAAAAGAAAAGGGGUGUGGGGGGGAGGGGGGGGGGGCUAACUUGAAUAUAAAAAAAAAAUUUAAACACCGUUCAACAAGAUCAAGGCUAUCACAAAUGGCACAUUCAAAUAAAGAUAGUUUUCAUUUGAAAAAUGUUGACAUACGGUAAAGGGAAAUAACUCUGGCAGCUAGUACAGAAUUAGUUUAGCCCCACAACCAGGUCUAUGUUUUAUAAGAGUAUCUGAUUAAAGAUUUGAAAGGUCAAGAACCUCUUUGGAGUUUUCAUGAUUUUGUUGUUGGUUGGCUAUUACAUUGUCAAUCUUGAACCCUUCUGCCAGUGGGAACUUUUUUGUUGUUGUAAAUUGGCUAUAAGCCUUUGGUCAUAAUCAGAUGUUACUGCAACUAACUCAGACAGUUGAUAGAAAGUCUAGUUAAUGAAGAGUAGGUCAUGGCAUGAUGAAAUAUGGCAAAAUUAACUGGUGAUUCCUCCUAAAACAAUACUUGUUUAAAAAGGUCUUUUCUCCAUACCUCAGGCCUGGGUACAUUUGAAAUCACAGUGGAACAUGAAACAACGACAGGACUCACUACGGAGGUGGAAACCAAGUGGUCAGGGAAAGGGACGGCCGGAGAGGCAAGGUGAGGGCAGUGCUCUAUAAUUAUCAUACUUAUCUAGCAAUUUUUACGAACCAGGAUUCAGCUGCCACUAGAAAUAUUUUUUACAUUAAAUUUGGGAGUCAUGAGUUUUAAUCUUUAAGUUUAAAAAAAAAUUCAUAGGAUGCACACUACAUAAUGCAUUCUAAGGCUGCUCUCAAUUCUGCCAAUUUAGACAAUAAAAAUGGUGUAUGCUUUUGAGUUAUUACACAGAGGUCACUAAUAAUAUAUUUAUUUAAAGCAAUUAAUUGUCUGACUCAAUAGGUCAAUGAAGCCAAAUAAGCUAACAGGUCAUCUGUUACCAACCCUAAUACAACAAAUGCACCAUCAAUCAAAGCAUAAAUUAAAAAGGCUUUUAUCUGUUUCAUACAAAGAUUAAAGCCAAAGAAAUGAAUGUAGAUUUUAUUAAUCCUUUGUUUUGAUAAAGAUUUCGAAAGAUAUCUUUAACAUCAAGUCUAUUUCUUUGACUUCUCAGGACCAAAGUGCUCACAUCAACCGAAGAAGUGGUGGAUACCGCCGUAACUACAACAGAUGGGGUGCCUAACCCUUCCUCCAAUAUUCCCAGAACACCACAGUCUAAUGUACCCCAGACACCCCAAGAUGGUGUUGGCCCGGUGCUGCGUGAUUAUUCCACCCACGAUGAUGCCACGAUACAAGAGCCCGGAUCAAUAUCCAGCAUGGACAUCUUUUCACCAUCUGUAGCCACACCGAGCAAGGCUAAGAAAAAGUAAUUUUUCUUUCAAUUUACACACCUGACAUACUGGACGGCCAAUGCUAAAAUGGAGCGACCUCAUUCUGUACCCACUGAAAGCUUUCAUGCUCUAAAUUUUAGUAAGAAAAUUCUGCUGGACAAAAAAAAGAAUAAAUUGGUGCCAUUUUUUUGCCGAGUCUGAAUAAUAGUUUUUAUUUCGAUGUAGUUCUUGGUAGGGCAGUGAUUAAAGGAAAGAGUGUUAAAAUUUCAUUCAAUGGACCACUUAUUUUUGUUGUUUUUUUCAAGUUUUUGUUUAGGUUUUGAAAAUAUUAAUUUUCUCUUUUUAUUAUAUGACGAAGCCAUUUAGUGAAGAAAAAAAUGUUUUUCCAGGAAAAAGAAUUAGAUAAGAGCAUCUGCUAAUGAGACUGCAAUAUGGAGUGAUAGCAUGACAUUUCCCAGAUGUUUGCUUACAUCAUGUGAUAUGUAAGUGUCAACAGUUUGAUUGGGACAGUGUGUUCAUGCAAACAAAAGGUUUACAGGACAUACAUUACGGUGCUACUGAACUGUUUUUCUUUUUACCAAUGAAUUAUGUACAUUACAUGUUCUAAUGAUAGUUGUUGAUUAUAUGAUUGAUCUAAUUAUUAAUUUAGAUUAUAUGAUCUAAUGAUUAAUUCAAAUUAUAUGAUCAAAUUAAUGUAGUUUUUUUAUAAUGUUAUUUUUUUUACUGUGUAAAUUGUUGAAAUUUUGUUUUAAAAAUAGAGCAUUUAAUCAACAUGCAAUGUCUCAUUGUUACAUUUUUACCAUGGCUACCAGAACAGUUCUAUAAACCGUAGUAAAUCAACACAAACAUGAGAAGAU
Messenger RNA from Lymnaea stagnalis (great pond snail), 12445 nucleotides. Lineage: Eukaryota; Metazoa; Mollusca; Gastropoda; Lymnaeidae. The record is from the annotation of a GenBank genome assembly.